Messenger RNA from Boleophthalmus pectinirostris (great blue-spotted mudskipper), 837 nucleotides. RefSeq names its product selenoprotein H (gene selenoh). Lineage: Eukaryota; Metazoa; Chordata; Actinopteri; Gobiiformes; Gobiidae. Gene Ontology annotation, cellular component: Golgi apparatus. The record is from RefSeq and is a predicted model, not a curated record. The transcript has 5 exons.
CUGUGGAAAUCAUUCUGACAAAAAACUAAAUUACCAGAACCAAUAAACGAUGUUAAAGCCUGUAAGUAGUCGGAAAUCCAGCUGGCCUAUUUUCAAGAAUGGCACAUUGUCACUAGAUGGCAGUAAUGCGACGUACUAAAAUCUGCAGAAGAAGAAUAGUCAGCGCGAAAGUUUUGUAAUCAGAAUGGCUUCCAAAACAGGUCGUCGAGGAGUGAAACGCAAAGCUGCUGAGGUCCAGGCAGAGGAAGCCUCUGUGGGCGACACCGAAAAAGGAGAGAAUGCCUUGCAGCAAGAGGGAGAGAGAGUGGUGAUAGAGCACUGCAAAAGCUGAAGAGUGUAUGGGCGAAAUGCACAGGAGGUGAAGUCUGCACUUCUCAAUGCACGCCCUGAUCUCACUGUGCUUCUCAACCCACAAAAACCUCGCAGGAAUAGUUUUGAGAUUACCUGGAUGAAUGGAGACAAAGAAAAAAUAUUAUGGACCGGAUUAAAGAAGGGACCACCUCGAAAGCUGAAGUUUCCUGAACCAAGUGUUGUGGUUUCUUCUUUAGAGGAGGCCCUGAAGUCUGAUUAGAUGCGAAGUGAAGAUUUAUGUUUUUCCAAGAGAUAUGGCAGUUGAAGCCGCAUGACGAAGACAGACCAAAGAGAUCUUCUCAGUCUUUCUUCUGAUGAAACCGCUUCAGCUGCUGAUUACUUGGAACAAGACUGUCACCUAGUGGGAUAUCUGAGAAAGAGCGCAUUUUGUUUGCCCUUUUUUAAAUUUUUUUUAAUUAAAUUUGUUUUUUUUUCUUUUUUACCGUGGAAGUUCAUAAAACUCCUAAUAAAACUCGUUUACCACCA